Daphnia carinata is the source of this 1337-nucleotide messenger RNA. RefSeq lists its product as uncharacterized. Lineage: Eukaryota; Metazoa; Arthropoda; Branchiopoda; Diplostraca; Daphniidae. The record is from RefSeq and is a predicted model, not a curated record. The transcript is spliced from 5 exons. The coding region runs from base 139 to 1083 and encodes 314 amino acids.
CUGGGCCAAUGUCGAUGUGUUAAUUUAUUUCAUUCGUGAUACCUGAAUUCAGUUAGAACUUCGGGGUCACGAAGUGUUUUUAUUACAAUUUUCGGAAAAAAACCUAUUCCUUGUAUCAUUAACUCUAUAUUUUUCGAAAUGGAGGAACUGCAAGGUCCGAAUUAUGAAGAAAUGUCUCUCGAGGAUGUCAUCAGAGAUAUGAAAGCUAAGAAGGCUCUGAAGCAAGAAAAUGUGGUAAACAACUCACCUUUCCUCAGGCAUAAAGCAAGUUUACAGUAUUACAGAAGGCCUUUCAGAGCAGCCAUUCAACCAGGACAAUUCAACCGCAGUAACUACUUGAAACAUAUGGCAAAAAAACAAAUUCAGCGUGCUCGCAGAACAUUAGAUUUGAGACAGAGACUGAUCGAUAUCAGAGCUAAUAAAAAAGGAAUGGAUUUAAGAAGUAAACUAGUCGCAAAAAUGAUAAUUGAAUUAAGACAACAGGCUACAAAGGCUCAGUCUAGACAAAAAUUUCAUCCUUUUCCACAGUCAGGACAUUCCCUUGGACCCCGAUCUGGCCCAUGUGGUCCUGUUAGUGGAGUCUCCUCCCGUCCGAAAAUUAACACAACUGUGUUAUCCCAAGUUGAAAAACUUGUUGGUAAACUUCCAUCAUGGAUGAAAACUGCUGCUUCUUAUUUGGUUGACGGAGUAGCGCCACUACAACCCAAUCACCCCCGGCCGGCCCGGUUUAGUGCGGCUCCGGUUAGAACGGUUCCGACGGUUUAUUCGCCACCAACAAGUAACUUUAUAAUGGCGAGGAGGCAGCACAGCUCCGUGGCACCCAACCACGUACAUCCUUGCUGUCAAGUGUCGCCAACUCAGCAAGACCUUUAUCAAACCCAUCAUUCACCACCUCCUAGUGAAAUGCCUCCGCUUGCGUACGAGCCUUUACCGAUAAUUAGGCAAACCGCCACAAUAAAUCCUCGUCGCUUUGACAUGAUUAGAACCUCGGAAUUGGAAGAAGACAUUGCAAUCAGUGUGCUUGAUGUUGGUGAUGAGCUUCCACGUGUUAAGUUAACUCUUAAUGAACGUUUUACCAAGUAAAAGUUACUUGGGUAAUGGUUGUUAAAUUUCCUUUAUUCAUUUCCUGACGAGGGUUCUCUUUAUUUUCAUAUUGGAUGCCACCCAGAAUAUUCAUUAUUCCUUUUUUAAGAAUUCAUUUUGCCUCAAAAUUCUUGUUUGCAUAAUUGCCAUUUCCCCGCCGUGUGAAAAUGUUGAAUCAAGGAAACUUAUAUUGAAACUCAUUGUGAGAAAUUCUCCCGAAGAUUAUGGAAUAAACGAGACUGUUUCUUUUUAAA